AUGCAGGAACACUUCAUGCCUUUCCCUAAAACUAGUGAAGAGUGGCGUGCAAAAGCUGUGAAUUUUGCUCAAAGGUGGGACUAUCCACAAUGCAUAGGUGCCAUAGAUGGGAAGCAUGUACUAAUUGAAGCCCCAGCCAACACAGGGUCUCAGUACUGCAACUACAAGCACACAUUUUCAGUGGUGCUACUAGCUUUGAUUGAUGCACAUUACAGUUUCAUCUACAUUGAUAUAGGAGCAUAUGGAAAACAAUCUGAUGGUGGUAUUUAUUCUGCUUCAACGUUGGAAAGAGCAUUGUCACCUCCAAAUUCACUGCAGUUACCCAAGGAUGAUGUUAUUAAUGGGGAUGAGGAAUUAGGUCCAAUGCCCUAUGUGGUAGUAGCAGACGAGGCUUUUCCGUUGCAACGACAUAUGAUGAGGCCCUAUCCAGGAAAAAACACAAGUGAGGAACAAGACGUCUACAACUACCGCCAUAGUCGUGCAAGAAGAAUUGUAGAGAAUGCCUUUGGGAUUUUAUCACAAAGAUGGCGAAUGUACCACACUAAAAUUGCAGUUAUGCCAGAUAGUGUCAAUUGUUAA
Gigantopelta aegis is the source of this 579-nucleotide messenger RNA. Its product is annotated as protein ALP1-like. The record is from RefSeq and is a predicted model, not a curated record. The coding region runs from base 1 to 579 and encodes 192 amino acids. NCBI's taxonomy places the organism in Eukaryota, Metazoa, Mollusca, Gastropoda, Neomphalida, Peltospiridae. The transcript has a single exon.